AUGUUUACCUCUAGGCCCAAGUGCACAGUCAUUACAGAGUGCAAAACCAUAAGAGACAAGAAGCUUGUUAGAAGAAAGACAAAAGACGUUCCCAUAGCACCCAACCAAUCAUUUCUCAUUACACCAAGCAUUGAAGGAACCUAUCCACCCAACUAUGAGUGUGUAUGGCAUGCUUGCAGCAAAGACAGUGACAUAUUCUACUAUAUAGAAAUACAAGAAUUUGAUCUUCAAUACUCGAUUAAUUGCAAAAGUGACUUCUUUGAGAUACGAGAAGAUGGCUACAAUGGAACAGUAAAAGCAAAGCUAUGCAAACCUAACAAAACAAAGUUCACUAUCAGCAAUAACUGCAUCUGGCUGAAAUUCAGAUCUGACUCCUCUAAAGAAAAAAAGGGAAUUCGUGGCUUCUUUGCUUCUUUCAGCAGUGAAGGAAAAGCAGGACGAAACAAGGAUGGUCAAGGUAUAAAUUUCACGGCAUCGGAUAACACCACAAUGGAAGCAAUGAGAAUUAUGUUACAGCUGGAUAAGACAAAAUCUUCAGCUUUAGAGACAACUCAAGAGCUCAUUUGGUUCACAAUUAAAUAUCCCACUGUGGCGGAAACAGUGAAACAACUGGUCGAUCUCACCCAAACAAAUAUUCAAUCUGCAAUGAAAGUUUUCCACAUUCUCGACUUGUGCCUGCCAAAUCCCACUUCUUGUUUAUUUGGUACGAUAAACAGUGCUUUCAACCAGUGUUCAGAGGUUAACAAAUCCACCCCAAAACUCAUUUCUGGAACAGACCAAAUGUUGAAUCAGAAGACUCCAAACAAAGAAACAAACUCAUUUACAAAGGAAUCCAACAACCAAACUGAAACAGUCAGUAAUGAUACAGGCAGUGGUAGCAGUCCAUCCCCGAAAUAG
Corticium candelabrum is the source of this 897-nucleotide messenger RNA. RefSeq lists its product as uncharacterized. The record is from RefSeq and is a predicted model, not a curated record. Lineage: Eukaryota; Metazoa; Porifera; Homoscleromorpha; Homosclerophorida; Plakinidae. The transcript has 3 exons. The coding region runs from base 1 to 897 and encodes 298 amino acids.